CAGUUGAAUUCACCAGGUACACAGGAACACAGGACUUUGAGCGAAAAAAUAGAAUCUCUAGCAAGGUGAUGGUGGUGUGAUAGCAGAUAUUGUCAUGAAAUUUCGAUUCACUAGAAAUAAAAAUGGAGCAACAAUGAAAAACAGAAUUAAGUCCGUAUUACGACAAAUGCUGAAUAACUCUGGAAAUUUGGAAAUAAAUCUUCCAACUGAGAUAGCAUGCAAGAACAUUAUUAUCGGAUGUGCAAUUUAUGGAUAUGCUACAGAAAGGCACAUUAAUGCCUUUUUCUCUUUAGAAUGUGGGGCUCGUCCAGACCUAAUAUCAUUGUCUGAGGAGAGAGUCAUUGGAAGCACUCAGGCUCAGGAAGGAGACUGGCCGUGGCAAGUCAGUCUACAGGUCAAUAAUGUCCACCACUGUGGAGGCGUCCUGAUCAGUAACACAUGGGUCCUGACAGCAGCUCACUGCUUCAAAAGCUACUCUGAACCUCGUCAAUGGACUGCCACAUUUGGUGUUUACACAGCAUCACCUCUACUGAGAAAAAGAAUAAGACGUAUUAUAAUCCAUAACAAUUAUAAAUCUGUAAAUCAUGAAAAUGACAUUGCUGUUGUGCAACUUGACAGCAGUGUCGACUUUACCAAAAAUAUCCAUACGGUGUGUCUCCCAGAGGCUACCCAGAAUAUUCUACCUGGUUCUACUGCUUAUGUAACAGGAUGGGGAGCUCUAGAAUAUGGCGGCAACACGGUUACAGAUCUAAGGCAAGGACAGGUCAGAAUAAUAAGUAAUGAUGUAUGCAAUGCACCAGCUAGUUAUAAUGGAGCCGUCUUGUCUGGAAUGCUGUGUGCUGGAACAUCUCAAGGUAGUAUAGUGGAUGCAUGCCAGGGUGACUCUGGUGGCCCGCUGGUACAAGAAGACUCACGGCGUCUUUGGUUCCUCGUGGGGAUAGUAAGCUGGGGAGAGCAGUGCGGUCUGCCAGAUAAGCCAGGAGUGUACACUCGAGUGACAGCCUACCGCAACUGGAUUGCCCAGCAAACCGGGGUCUAG
Messenger RNA from Propithecus coquereli (Coquerel's sifaka), 1039 nucleotides. RefSeq names its product transmembrane protease, serine 11D (gene TMPRSS11D). The transcript has 7 exons. Gene Ontology annotation, biological process: proteolysis. Bases 95 to 1039 code for a protein of 314 amino acids. Lineage: Eukaryota; Metazoa; Chordata; Mammalia; Primates; Indriidae. The record is from RefSeq and is a predicted model, not a curated record. Gene Ontology annotation, molecular function: serine-type endopeptidase activity.